UCGCUUUGAAGUGCUUAAUGUUUCUGAACCCGGGCUUGUGACAGCGGGCCGAGGCGCCGGCCAUUCGGGGUUCGUAAUGCUCGAUGCCGGUUAGAGAUGCUCGGUGCUCAAUGCCCGGCGGAGGUGCUGGGAGGUAGAGCAUUCGCAGAGGACAGCAGAGCUGUGGAGCGAAGCUUCGUGGCUGCUCCGCCAUGUCGCGACCCAUAGCGAACGGGUUCGGGACGAUGAGCAACGGCUCUAAUCCGUCAAUCGCGACCAACUCCAUGGCCAUGACCGGCCGCACUCAGCUCACGUCCAAUGGACCACACCCGACCUCACUCCCUGCUGCAUCCGGCGGUGCCAUGGGGUCGUCCAGCAUGUCGCGCGCAGAACGCUUCGAGGAUGAGAAGCGCCGCAUCAUCGAGUCCUGCUUCAGCAAGCUUGACGCCAAUGGCCAGCUCGCGGAAAGCUACAUCACUCAUAUCCGUAUUAUAGAGGACGCGCAGUACCCCUCGGCGCCCGCGCCCCCAGAGAGCGCCGAGUCGAACAAGAAGCCGCGUCUCAUCAUCAUUGCAGUGCGCAGUACGGGUCGGGUGCGUAUGCACAAGGCGCGCGAGAACACGAAUGGCAGCUUUAGUAUAGGCAAGACGUGGAAUUUGGAGGAACUUAGUGCUAUCGAGACGUACAGUGGCACAUACCCGCCUCAGACGGAUCGAGAAGCACAGUACCGGGGUUGGGCGGGCAGUGUUGGGUUCACGGUCACUAUCGCGAAGUCAUACUAUUGGCAGGCCGGUACGAGUAAGGAGAAGGACUUCUUCAUUGCUUCGGCGGUCAAAAUAUAUCGAAAAUACACCAAAGGACUCGUGCCGGAGUUGAAAGGCUUCGAUGAGCGGGAAAAGGCUCUCAUCUUGGGUCAGACACCAUCGCAGCAGCAGCUGACGCAGCCUGGUGUCACUGUUCCGCCGGAGCAGGCUAGGCAGUUACAGACAAACCUUGCCCCUGGCAUGAGAGCGGAGAGUCGUGAUGCGAGCCCUAUGCAGCCACCGCAGCCACCAUUCGCUCAGAGGCCACAGAGUCGCGAGGAGAGCCGCUAUAGGCAGUCACCUGGACCGCCGGAGAGCUUGCACGAUCCAAGUCCGCAAAGUCGACAGCAAUCCCAGAGCCCAGCACCGAUAUCAUCACGCUUCCCCGCUGGACGAGAGGCAGCUCAACCUUCUCCGCUUAGUGGACCACGCCAAUUCGCGAGUCAGGAACAAAUUCGGGCGCCUAGUCAAGACCGAAGAGGAGAGUAUGCGGGCAGGCCAGGCACAAGUCCAGCUCCUGGCCCACGAACACCCUUACCAUCUUCGUUGCAAACUGGAGUCGCGCAAACUCCAUCUAUCGUCAGCGUUGAGGAUAGUCCUAGCGUAAGCUCAAUGGCCUCCAGUGCGGCCCCGAAGGUGCGACAAGCAAGUCCAGUCAGGCAGCGAGCCUUCGUGGAUAGCGUGCCCGAAGAGCAGCUGCUUGAACAACGAUCUCCAGAACGCUUUAGCUGGCAAGACGCUGAGCAGGAACCUGGGCCGCCGGCGCCAGCCUAUCAGGCGAACGGCGCCGCGGCUUCACCAGUCAGUCCAACCAGCGGUGCGAGCUUGUUCGCCUCUACUAAAGAACGAUGGAUGAACCACCGCAUCUCACAGGAUCAGCCUCGGCCGCUGCAACCUCAACUGCAGCAACCUCAACCACAGCAGCUGGAGCCACCAGCUUCGACCGCCGGACCGCCGCAAUUGCCGCCGAUCCAAACAUCUCAGUCUUUUUCAGGGGAUCAGCAAGAAAGGAACAUCUGGCAUCCACCGACUGGCGGCACUGCCUCAUCUGCUGGUCUCGAUCUUGGAGAUGCAGCCGCAAUCAAUGCUUUAACAAGCUACUGGGGCCCAGAUACUGCUUCCACCAACCAAACGACCCCGCAAACUCCAUUGCAAACGCAACAUGCACCACUGAUCAAAGAACCCGGCUCGCCACCCACACCUGAACGCAGCAGAAGACGGCCGGCAUUAAACGAGCGAGGUACGCAUGAUGACCUACGGCCGGCGCCGCUCAAGCCAAGUGGCAGCUUCCGAGGGCCAGACGAUGAGGCCUCCCGGCAGCAAACCGCGCAAACAGAGUCUACCGACAUCAAACCGUUGGCUCUUCGAAGCAAACGUCAAAGUCGCGACCAGCAACAAACACAGCACAUACGCGAGCAGAAGCUAGCCAUUCCGGGAGCAUUUCAUGAUUCGUCUGUCGAACAAAGUCCGAUGGCGACUCCGGGACAGGAAGAGCCGCCGACCCAGAAGGCUGGUCCAGUUGAUUUUGCGGAGCGGCAAAUGCAACCUGCUGAGACCGCACCAGCAGUCAUAGCAACCGACAAGUCAGCGGAAGAAGAAGACGAAACCGAUGACUCCGCACAAUACCGACCUGGCCUCGGCCCAAUGAUCAAAAAGAACGCUGUACGUGACCGGUUCAAGAAGGCUGCGGCGACAGCGAACGCGUUCAAACCGCGGCCAGGAGGCGCAGCAGAGAAGAUCCUGCGCGCGAAGGCGGAGAGGGAGGCCGGCGCUGCUUCACCCACGACAGAUGUUGAUGGUAUUAGUGGUUUUGUACCAAGGCCUGGCGCAGCGGCGGCAAGAGAGGAUCCGAUGGCGGCAGCUGCUGCAGCACCCGUGGCCAGCGUUGGCGAGCCUAUAGGACUUGGAGUACAGGGCGCGGAUGAGGCUCGUUCGCCCACAGUCGAGGUUGAGAACCCAACAUCGCCGUACCAAGAUGAAGCUUCGAAACAAUCUCAGACCGUGCGCGCGCCUGUGCAGCUUACAGACGAGGCGGCGGCGAGGGCGUCAGAACACCGCACACCUGAGCAACAAGCGCUUGAGGAUGCUGGCGAGCAUGCUGAACGAGAGAUGCAUGACCAACAGGAAGCGGUCCGCAAGGUAACGCCUCAAGUCAAGAUCAAACGGCGCAGCAACUACCAUCAGCGCAACCUUGCUGCACUAGGCAUCGACCCGAGCAUUCUGAAAGACAAAGGCCUGGACUUUGAAAACCUUCUCGAAGACUUCGGCUGGAGCGACCGCGCGCUCGAGCCGAAGAAGCUCGCGGAGCUCGAAGCGGACCUUCGGCGAGAACAAGGACGACUGGAAGCUGUAUCGUGGUUGAGCGGCGAUGCCGAUGUUGCUCGUGGUGAGAAAGUAACCCAAGUGGAAGGGCUGCUUGACAAGGCCAUUGCGGAGUGCGACGAGCUGGAGGGCCUUCUGACGCUGUAUAGCGUCGAGCUAGGUAGUCUCAACGAGGACGUCGCGUUCAUCGAGGCGCAGAGUCAGGGCUUGCAAGUCCAGAGUGCGAAUCAGAAGGGUCUGCUCACGGAGCUGCGGAGGCUGGUCGAUACGCUUAGUCUGGAUGGCCGGGAGCUGCGCGUUCUGCACAGUGGCGACCUCGGCGACGUACAGGGUCUGAACGAGGUGGAGGCCAGUCUUGUGCGGUUGUGGCAGGCUAUGAUCACCAUCGACCCUUCAAUACGGUCCACGGCUGUCGGACGGCCGGGCAGCAGGGGUGGCUUGUCCGCGGGCGAGGAGUCAGCGAGCGAGACUCUGAGUUCGAUGAAGGCGGUGAGAGAAAGGCGUGACGUGUAUGAGCGCGAAGUCGUGGCAUUUGUGCAGCGGUUCACGCAGCAUCUCGACGCUGUCUUCGCGACAUCUUUCGAACAAGCGAGAGGCAGAUUGUUGCGCCCGGCAUCUUCCGGAGGCAAGAAGCUGAACAAGGACGUACUGACCGAACUUGUUCGUGGCCGGUUAUGGGCUUAUGGCCCGCUGAUGCUGUUCGUGCGCGACCUCAACCCUCCGGCGUGGCAGACGAUGUUGCAUUCCUACUCCACCAAGGCGCAGCCAGUGUACGGUGACGCGUUCAAGGAGAAUCUGACAGGCUGGAAACGGGCGGUGCGAAAACCCACUUCAGAUGAGAUCGCCGAGGUGCUAUUUACGCACGCCGAACGAGACGAUGGCUCAGGCUCUUCGGGCGGUGCAGUGGCUCUGGCCUCGCGGAAGCUCACAAUCAAGCGUUCGCAGACACUGGCGAAGACGCUGCGUAACGCAAACGGUGGCAAUCGCAGCCCGACCGAAAGCCGGCAUGCCGGCCAGCUGAUGGGUGCGGAAGUGUUCGCUGGUGCGAUGGACGAGAUGGCACCGCUCGUGAGCCAGGAGCAGAAUUUCGUCGCUGAAUUGUUCCAUGCCUCCACACUGCAAGCCCAGGACUUUCUGGAAGCCGUCGGUGCCGCGCCUCCGGAACGACGAGGCCGUAACAUCGAUCUGCGUAUGCCGAAACCAGCAGACCCAGACCGUGAGAUGGCCAAGAGGGUGCAGACUGUCAUGGACGAGAUAUUCGCCUUCUUCGCCACGGAGAUGGGCGUCAUGCUGGAGUGGAGCUUGGCCGAUGAUCCGCUGCAGGGUGUGGGCGUGAUGGCGUGUCUCAGCCGGCAUGCCUACUACCUACAGGAGACGGGCCAGGACUUCCUCCUGCAGCUGAUUGAGAGGUUGCAGGAGAAGCUUCGCAGUCUUUGGUCAAGGUUCGUGGAUGAGCAGGUCCGCGCUGUGGAAGAGCUGCGGGUGCGUGGUGGCAGGAAGCGAAAAGGCGGCGUCAUUGGUUUUGUCAAGUCGCUUCCGCAAUUCUGCGCAGCGGUGGAGAAUGUGUUCUCCACGGUGGCGAGGGAGGAGUACGAACGGCCUGCUGAUACAAUGGUGGAUGUCCGGAGACUGGUCGAUGAUACGUACACUCGCCUCAACAGAGCUAUCUUCGACAACUUACACGCUAUUGCGAAGGAAUCGGGUGUCGCUGCGGCGGCAAGUGGGGGCGCGCAUGGAGUUGCUGGCGGGCUGAAGGCACUGACCGGGACCUCAAAGGGCGACGACAAUGAGGACAAGGAAGCUCUGUACGCGCAGAUUAUGCUCAUCGAGAAUCUGAAUCACUACGUGGAGGAAGUCGAUGAUUUGGGCGGCAGGCUGGUGGUGUUGGCGCAGUGGAAGGCUAAAGCGAACAAGGAGAGGGCGGAAGCAUUCGACCGCUACAUUGGCAGUGUGGUACGGAGGCCGUUGGGGCCACUUUUGGACUUCUUGGACUCUAUCGAUUCCCAGUUCGCUUCCCACCCCAAUCCUGCUGCUAUCGCCUCUCGACCGACCUUUUCGCGGAAAGCGGCGCGCAGCACCUUCUCAUCGUACGAUAGCAAGAGAGUGCGCGAGGGCAUCGAGACGCUCAAGAAACGCAUUGAGAAACACUUCGGGGAGGCAGAUGAGGAGCAGCUCUCGCGCAACCUCGUCGCGCUUGUGUGUGGCGAGUGCGAGAAAGUGUACGAGAGAACCAUCGAGAGGAUGGAGAAUGCUGUGAGGAGUAUCUGGCCGCCGACGGAGGGCGAGAAAGGUGUAGAGGUGGAGAUGAGCAGGGAAGACGUCAGGGCUGCGUUCAAGCGGUGAUCUUUGACGCUAUAGCAGCGCAGGUGGCGGUUGUACAUAUUGUUUUUGUACACGAUUCUAAA
This is a messenger RNA of Baudoinia panamericana UAMH 10762, 5509 nucleotides long. RefSeq lists its product as uncharacterized. Gene Ontology annotation, biological process: exocytosis; Golgi to plasma membrane transport. The coding region runs from base 192 to 5447 and encodes 1751 amino acids. Gene Ontology annotation, molecular function: phosphatidylinositol-4,5-bisphosphate binding. Lineage: Eukaryota; Fungi; Ascomycota; Dothideomycetes; Mycosphaerellales; Teratosphaeriaceae. The transcript is spliced from 2 exons. The record is from RefSeq and is a predicted model, not a curated record. Gene Ontology annotation, cellular component: plasma membrane; exocyst.